CUGUUGUUGCUGCUGCUGCUGCUGCGCGCACGCAGCACGCUUAUUCAGUUAGUUAGAAAUUCUCAUGCCGCCUGGUCGAACGAGUCAGCACUCGUACUCAUCGUAGACCCAAAGAUUCGACGUGUGACCGAAGGACGUCGCGUGUUCGCGUCACGUUGCACAGCGGCCGUUGUGCGACCACGAGUCUUGCCCGUGAACGGCGCUCCAGCGUGUCCUUACCUCGACGACAGCUGUGAUCGCGCAGCGAUUGCGUCGCGACUUCUCGCGGUGAGCGAUAAAGAUUUCAAUCGGGCUGAGUUGAGUGGCUGAUAGCCUCCGCCCUCGUGACGGAGGGGCGUAUUCGGCACGGCCUGUCAGAUCGGCCGAGCACGGCGCAUUUCCUUUCGCCGCCGCUGGUAGUUGCGGAAGCAGCCUCCAACGAUGGCCUGGACAAAGUACCAAGUAUUCCUCGCGCUCAUGCUCGUCUUCACGGGCUCCAUCAACACUCUGGCGACCAAAUGGGCGGACUCGUCGCUUUCAGUCGGUCGAGACGGCAAGCUGAGGCUCUUCGACCAUCCUUUCCUGCAGGCGGUCGGCAUGUUCUUGGGGGAAAUGUCGUGCCUGUUGGCCUUUCGCGUGGUCUUCUUCUACUACACGCGCAAGGCCAAGGCAGGCGAGGCUGUUGAGCUGCCUCCCAGUGUGAGUGGCAGCCGAGACUUCAACCCGCUCAUCUUCCUCCCUCCAGCCAUGUGUGAUCUGGUCGGCACCUCCAUCAUGUACAUUGGGCUCAACCUGACCUAUGCUUCCAGCUUCCAGAUGUUGCGAGGUGCUGUGAUCAUCUUCACGGGGCUGCUGUCAGUGGCAUUCCUUGGGCGUCGGCUGAGAUCAUACGAGUGGAUUGGCAUCCUCGCAGUCAUGUGUGGCCUGGUUGUGGUUGGCCUGUCCGACAUCCUCUUUCCCGACAGCCAUGCAACCAAGGGCCCCAACAGCAUCAUCACCGGUGACCUGCUCAUAGUGCUGGCUCAGGUGAUCACUGCUUCUCAAAUGGUGAUCGAGGAAAAAUUUGUCACCAAGUACAAGGUGGCACCACUUCAGGCUGUCGGCUGGGAAGGCUUUUUUGGCUUUGUGGUGCUGGGCCUCUUGCUGGUGCCAAUGUACUUCAUCCCAGCAGGCAACACGAUCUUCCAGAACCCUGGUGGUCAGCUGGAGGAUGCCAUCGAUGGCUUCAUUCAAAUCAAAAACAGCUGGCACGUCACUUUGGGUGUCGUCGGCACGGUGCUGAGCAUUGCGUUUUUCAACUUUGCUGGCAUCAGCGUGACGAAGGAGCUGAGUGCGACCACUCGCAUGGUCCUGGACAGUGUGCGAACUCUGGUCAUCUGGCUGUUUUCGCUGGCCGUGCGUUGGCAGAGCUUCAACUGGACACAGAUAGUGGGCUUCAUGGUGCUCAUCCUGGGCAUGUUCCUCUACAACAAUGUCAUAAUCCGCCCCUUCCUGAUAAGGCAGGGCUGCAUCAGGGACACCGAUGCGCAGGACGACCUCAGCGGGCUGAUUCAAGAAGAGCGGCCACCGGGUUCAUCUCGGCCACCUUCCAGUACGGACGAAGCAAACCCUUGAUGUUGCUGCUCUACUGGGCACAGCGGUGCCUACUGGUCGCCAGAGCGUAGCACACUCAAGCAGGCACUCGGCUCACGAAAUCGUCAGAACUGUGGUUGGCCCUUCUAAAGGUGCUCACGAUAGGUGGUUUUCUUGAUGAGUUAGUGUAAAUGUUUAUAAGGUUGCAGUCCUUGGGACUGCCUUGCAACAUUAGUUGGUUCGUUAGUUAUCCUGUGGUGCGGCUAAUGAUGUUCACAACACGGCCAACCUCCAAAGCACCAGACAGGCGUUUGCUCUCUGCGUUUCCUGGGACUGGAGUAUACUGGUGUCCCUUCUUUGGCUCUCAAUAGGAGCCGCCUGCAGUGCAGUGCCUUGAGAUGCUCGGUUGUGCCAGUGCGAUUCCAUGCAGCCUCGGUGCGUGCCUGGAAGGAUCCCCCUGAAACGGACCAGUGCUGCAAGAUUUUGGGGCUAUGGACUUCUGCCAUCGGCCCAACUGUGCAACUGUGACAUUACUUUCUUUGUUUUAUUGCUGGCAGAAAUGUUGUGAAGACAUUUCGUGUGGCACUGCGUGCAUUCUUAGGGGCAGUGUGUGCCUGCUAGUAAGUUACAUAAGAAUUGUGCAAUGCUAGAAUGUUAUGGCUGAGCCGUCCCAAGGCCCUGCAGUGUCUCGAGCAAGGCUUGAUAUGACAAGCUUGUAAAUGUGAAUCUGGUGGGCAAUCUUGCUUUCUGAGGGAGAUGUCUUUUUUUCUUUCUUUUGUAGCUGGUGUGAGAUUUGUUUUGAAGUUCAUUUAAAGCAGCACAGUUUGAGGCGCUGUUGCCUAAGGCAUGCAGUGCCUGUGGUACCAUAGGAGAAUCUCUGUAGUUGAGUACUUAUCUCCUAGCUGCCGAUGGAUACCUCACAUCAGUGCACUGCAUGUUUAUUGCUACACAUUGCACCGUCAUGAUGCACGCUUCUGGUGCUGCCACUACUUCGGCUAGUGUUGUCCUUUUAGGAUAACGAACAGUGCUGGUAUUCUGUGCCAUCCAAAGGUGCAAGUACUUUAAACACUUGUUCUUGUAGCAUCUAAUGAUCAUUGAUAAUUUACUAUAAGUCACAUUUCAAUGUAGUACUUACAGAAAUAUUUUGUGCACACAUACGUUCAUGAUUUUACUUUAUGCAUACUUCCAUGUGUAGCAUCUUCUAGCUGUUGUGCAAACUUGGAGCUAGCAAGGUUCAAGAUAUGCGAGAUGUAUUGAAACUGGACUGUUGAAACGUGGAAAUUUUAGCACUUGUGUGCAUUCAUUGUGGUUUAACUACGCGCUUGAUAUUUUCAUGCACGGGGCACAGCUUGUUUUUAGUUAUGUUGAUAUUAUUGGUUCCCUGACUAAACUUUUAACUUGUCUGUUAGAUGGCCAUGUUGGCUUCAACGAAGUCUGUGAUGUACUACUGGAUGACUAGUUUCCUGUGUCCUUCAAGAUUCUCCAUCUGUAAUAAAGGUUAUAUGUCUA
Rhipicephalus sanguineus (brown dog tick) is the source of this 3060-nucleotide messenger RNA. Its product is annotated as solute carrier family 35 member F6. Gene Ontology annotation, biological process: transmembrane transport. The record is from RefSeq and is a predicted model, not a curated record. Bases 421 to 1593 code for a protein of 390 amino acids. Gene Ontology annotation, cellular component: membrane; intracellular membrane-bounded organelle. NCBI's taxonomy places the organism in Eukaryota, Metazoa, Arthropoda, Arachnida, Ixodida, Ixodidae. The transcript is spliced from 7 exons. Gene Ontology annotation, molecular function: transmembrane transporter activity.